This is a messenger RNA of Fibroporia radiculosa, 1074 nucleotides long. RefSeq lists its product as uncharacterized. The record is from RefSeq and is a predicted model, not a curated record. Lineage: Eukaryota; Fungi; Basidiomycota; Agaricomycetes; Polyporales; Fibroporiaceae. The transcript is spliced from 7 exons. The coding region runs from base 1 to 1074 and encodes 357 amino acids.
AUGGGCUCUCAAGCAUUCAUCCAGCGUGAAGCCGAACAGCUUGCUCCGAAAGCGGUCAUCAAGCAAUUGCGGCGUUCUCCUAGCCCUUCGCCUCCGACGUCCCUUGCUGAGGAUGAAACCAUUUCCUCUCCAGAACAAGAACCCGACUCAGAGGAAACAGAGGACCAGACACGUCAGCGAAGCAGGACGAGGAGUUUUUCGUCGGUUCUCUCAUCAAUAUCGCUGCCAUCGCCCAAGCUUCCGCGACUUCGCAUUACACCCAGUGCAAAAUCCAGUGUAUGGAAAGAGCCGGAGCCUUUCGAGAUUUUUCGUGCCGUGGAAAAGAAAGACAUCACAUUCCUGAUGGAGGUUAGAGACAGAGCGUUCCAUCUUCUACUGCGCAAGAAUGGGGACGCCACACCACUCGUUCAUUGCAUGCGCAUUGGUAAAUCACACCAAGAUGUAGCUAUAAUCCUCCUUGGCGCGUUUUCCCGAUACAUCAACAACCUUCAAGAUGACGAAGUUACCCUUCCGCGCACAAAGAUGCUUCUCAAAGCAUUGCGUAUCAACCUGCGACUAGCAAUAGAUUUGGGGCUGCAAACAUCUCAGAGCGAUCUAAUCGCGUCAUUUCUCCAGACGCUCAUCAUGAGCGAAGGCGACAAGUGGGUCUGGGCUCAGGUGGGAAACGUUGCAGCUUCUCUGCGUGCUGGAACAGCGGGAAAGCCAGUUCAGACUGCUACCGAGGCGGUGAGAAGUUUCGCGACUAAAGAACUGGGUAAAGCAAAAUAUAUUGCGGCUCUCGAGGAUUAUAUCGCGAACGCUACGGCAGAUUUGGUGAUGAUGGGCGCUUGGAUAAGUGCCUUAGAGUCGAUUCAAGGCGAGGCUAUACCUACAUGGUACUUUGCCCGAGACGAUCGAGUGUACAAGGCAUUCUGUGAAAGACUUGAUGCACACAAACAUGAAGUUGCUACCCUUAGCCGACGUCUCCGAUGGCAACUGAGAGUACUGAGGGCCGUCAUGGAAGGCCGUAGUAUAAGCCUACAUGGCAAGGUGCGACUACUUGCAGAGGAAUUCGACGAAGGAGAUGGGGUCUGA